UUUGGGGGAGUAACUCAGUAUUUUGAUGCAUUCAAAAGUAACUUUCCCCAAAGAUUGCUGACAAUACAACACGCAGAUGUUUUAUUUGUUGUUGCUGGAGUAGCUGAGGGACAUGAUAUAAAAGCUCCGCCCUCUUCUGGGAAAGGGGGCGGAAAGUAGCUGCUGAUUUGCAUUUAAAGAGACCACCCAAAAAGAGACAUGUGUAGAAUGCUAUAAGAAAUAAUCUGUAUUUUGAGCUUUAUCUUAACAGGCACAUUCUGAUGUCUCGUAAAACUGACAUUAGUUUGGAAAAAGGGCAUAAUAGGACCCCAUUUACAUUUCAGUGAGCAUGUUUUAUUAGGUUUAUGAUACAAACUGUACAUUUUUGUAAAUAAGCUCUCAGGGUUGUUGCUGCAAUAGAUGUUUAGUUAAUAAUUUCCCAAAGUGUGACCAGUUAUUGCUUUCAUAUGACCAUCUUAAAGAACUGUCUACAACACCUGCGUGUCUCGCUGUCACUUUAUACAAGCUGUGCUUAAAAUGGAUGAACUUUGACCUUUGGUUUAACUUUGUUUUACCGUUUUCAUGCUGAAAACUCUGUGUUAGCCAGCCAGCAGAUGUGAAGUCUGAACUAGGUCAUUCUUUUCUGAUGAGGAAAAUGUCAGGAGACUCAGAGUUAGGAUGCACUGAACAUUUAUUUAAAGUUUUGGUGAUUGGAGACCAUAAAGUUGGGAAGAGCAGCUUUGUUAAACUCUAUGUGAGGAAUCAGUUUUACGAGGAGUUGAAAACCAGUAUAGGUGUGGAUUUUUCUAUGAAGGUUAUCGAUUGGGACGCUCACACACGAGUGAGAUUGCAGUUUUGGGAUAUAGCUGGUCAAGAGCGUGUGCGAGGACUGAAUCGUGUGUACUUCAGGGGAUCCAGUGGUGCUUUUGUAGUAUACGACCUGACAAGCGGCUCAUCGCUGGAUGGGGCUCUGAACUGGAAACGUGAACUCGAUUGUCAAGUAAUGUUGAAAAAUGGCCAUCCGAUCCCUGCUGUUCUGCUGGCUAAUAAAUGUGAUGAGACUAAAGUGAGCCGGAGGAACGCAUCCCUUCUGGAGAAGCUCUGCCAGGAGAAGGGUUUUACUGGGUGCUUUCAGACUUCAGCAAAGGAGAAUAUCAAUGUGGAUGAAGCUGCUAAAUUUCUUGUGAAGCACAUUCUCCAAAUUAACGAAGAAUCAAUGAAAGAAGAAGAGCAGAAGAUUCACCUCAAACCACACACAAACACAAACUCGGUCUGCUGCUGACUUUACAAUCCCACCAGACCCUUUCCUUCAAGAGUUCAAUCUAUAUAAUAGGCCCAGAUCAUAAUGCAGUCCAUAUCUUUUUUAUUUAUUGUUUUGUCAGAGAUUAAUAUUCAUCUAAACUAUGAUCUGGAUCAGAUACCAUGUUUAAGGAGUUCCAUGCUGUGUAUCUAAUAAAUACCUCUGUGUGUCUCA
This is a messenger RNA of Danio rerio (zebrafish), 1453 nucleotides long. NCBI's taxonomy places the organism in Eukaryota, Metazoa, Chordata, Actinopteri, Cypriniformes, Danionidae. The record is from RefSeq and is a predicted model, not a curated record.